UUUUAAAACCAAAAUUAACAUUUUAUUUUAAAACCAGAAUUUCAACAAUCGCAGGAAAGAAAAUGGCCGCUAUGGCCGUCGGCUGGAGAAGAGAGCGAAUUUUAGAACCCUCUUAACGAAGCCACAGCCGCACAAAGGGGUUUUUAAACCCUAACCCUUACACAGCCCCUACCCUCUCUUCCAAGACCAACUACCGCCGGAGUUUCCGGCCCGUAAUGGCGGUUUAAGCUCCACUUCCGGAAAUAAUGGUAGCUAUUUCUAUCGGCCGAAAGAGAAAGCAGAUUCCAAAAAAAAAAAAACCCUUGACGUAAACCAUCGCCGCCCGGCCUCCGAUCGAAAGCCGACUUCCAGCGAGAUUUCCGGCGAUUCACGGUGAUCUUUACCUGCUGCUACGAUGGAAGGCAGCGGCCAUGGAGUCCAGAGGUCAUCGCUGCCGAUGAAGGGGGUCCUGGAUCCCAAGCCAGAAAACAGAGACGAGGGAGACAGAGAAGCUGGAAGUAAUCGAAAACCCGCGGACCAUCUCCGGCAACGGCAUGAGGCCUUAACAGCACCCCUUUUGAAACGUUUGUAUUGCCUACUGUUGCAAAUGUCUUUGGAUUCAUCAUUCUAUCAAUGCAACUAUGGAGAUGCAUUUUCUAUGGCUACCUGGAACUGCUGGUUUGCUGUAAAAAUAAUGUUCAGAGAUAUUACUAAUCUUUCUGAUGCACUUUUCAAAGAACUGCUUGGACAGUAUGAACAGUUAUUGAUGGGCUCUGAUCCCUCAACAAUUGCAUCUAAACAAGCCGGUCAGCAUUCGGAUGCCUUCAUCCCUCUGGAAGAAUUCCCUUUACUGUUAAGAUGUUGCAUGGUUAUUUUGCAGUUUCUAGAGUUUGAUCAAAGUCUUGUUUUGGAGAAAUGUGGAGUUCUCGUCACAAUUCUUAAAAGAAUAUGUUCUUCAGAUUUAAGGUUGCACGUUCCUUGUCACAAGAUGCAAAAAGGAAAAAGUAUCAUUAACUUCAGAAGUUCAGUUUCUCAUGAAUACAUGUAUGCUCCUGAUGGUUCCAUUAGUUCUACUUUGGAGGUACUGGAUGGUUCCAUGUGUUUAGCUGAACCUGGUUCUCGAUCUCCCUUUUUGUGCUCAAUACUUGAGGUCUUCGUAGAUGAACUUGUGGUGCAUCAACAAUUAAGGGAUCAUUUUAUUGGAGUAGAUAAUGUUUUGUCUGCAAGGGAGAAGGCAUUUGUAAGUCACGGUGGUCAUGGUGAUGUUGUGCUGGAGGUGAUUUCUGCUCAUUUUCUUCUGUCAGUUUCUGAUGAGUGGGCUUUUGAGAAAUUCCCACACACACUAUUUUGGUCCCAUGGAAGGGAUCUCGUGAUUCCUCAACUAAGUUUGACUGCAGCUAUGACAUUUCUUGGGAACCCAGUUGUGACUACAGCACCGCAAAUAUUCCAAGCGCAUCUGAUUUCGAUGGUUUCAAGAUGCAUUGGCAUCUGCAUGGCUCCUAACCACAGGCAAUUAUAUCCGUUACUGUUGAGUAACUACAUGUCAGCAUUUGAACAAUCAGUCAACCUGUACAACAGGCAAAUGUUGCAAAAGGGUGACCAUCCUAUUGGAGUCAAAAGUGGAUCAGAUUGGGUUAUGGAGCCAUGUGUAUUGGGGGAUGGAACCCAUACAACUUUUGAGUCUUAUGUUGGACCGGUUACAUAUGCUGAAAUUAAUCUUCAAAUCGAUAAGUUGGGUAAUACAUGCUGUCCAUAUUUUGGCAAUGCACUCUCUAGAACCAAGUCUGAUCUAGUGAGUGACUCUAUGACAUACAUCAAAGAGAACCAAUAUGUUUUGGAUGAGACGUGCAGAGAUGAAAUAUGUUCAAUUCUGAAUUGCAUAAUAGAGAGGACUCUUUCUGAGGAAAUUGAGGUGCACACACUCCAUAAUAAUGGAGAUAUAAGUCAGCAUGAAAUAUAUCUUCUGGCUUCUUUACUGAAGUUAAUGAGUUGUUCACUGUUGCAAAUUGUAUGGUUUAUGAGGAACAGAGCAAGUUUGGGUUGCUUAAAAACUCUAAAAGAUUUAUCUCUCUGUGGGGAAUAUGAUUUUAUAAUCGGCAUUGUUAGUUGUUUUGGGCGAUAUCAUGCAAAUAAGCCAAUUCAGAAGAUCUUACAUGAUGUUAUGGAAACAUAUCCUGCAAGGCAUAAGGUGACCAAGUUGAUGCUGAUGCAUUUUGCAGGCUUGCUAUCAUUUAGUUUUGAUAGAGGACCUGAGUUCUUAUGGAAGGGAUGCCUUUUUAUGUUGAUGACAUUGAUGAAUCUUCUUAUCUUUGAAGAGGGUAACUUAGAUGCAUUGAAGUCAUUGCUUGGUUGUAUGGAGAAGCCUUCGUUUCCUGCAUCUCGUGCAGCUAAAAUCCCGGAGGGUCGGACUUACCGAAGGUCAAGUCAAGUAGUUGCCUUGAACUUGCAAAAGACGAAAAUGCUCUACACAAGGGAGAGGUGCAAAUCUUUGACAUAUGACAUCAAAAGUGUGGACACUUCUGUGAGUAACUUAGCAGAAACACAAGAUGACCGAUCAGAAACUAAAGAAAAUGCCCUAUGCAUUAUGAAUGUAGAGCAGCAUGACCUCUGGAUAGAAGAGGCGGACGAUACCUGCAAUGGAGAAACUUUCCUCAAGUGUUUUAGUGCGCCAUCUGAUUAUGAUGCAGAUUUGGCCGACUUCAUCAUUUGCAAACGCGGAAAGGAUUAUUCCAGUUGGUUGAAGCAGAAAGAAAGGUUUAGGACAUGGAAGUUUAGAGCACGGGCAGUUAUGUUGCGUGAAAGAAAGAAAAGGUCAUGGAACUAUAUUAAAGGUUUGAGUAGCAGGUGCCAACAUCGUAGGUAAGGUUUUCCGGGGAUUUCUUUCUUUUUUUUUUUCCUGCGGUUUUCUGUAAAAAGGUAAGGCCCACUUAACCUGUGCUGUAGCUGUGAUAUCUUCUAUGUGAAUAAAUCAAAUGCCCUCUCGAGUAAUGGAAUAUUUCAUGCCCUCCGUAUUUGUACCA
Molecule: messenger RNA, 2999 nt
Organism: Magnolia sinica
Lineage: Eukaryota; Viridiplantae; Streptophyta; Magnoliopsida; Magnoliales; Magnoliaceae
Exons: 5
Coding region: 395-2842 (815 amino acids)
Source: RefSeq, a predicted model, not a curated record